AUGCGACUGGCCUCGCAGGGAGGAGGCAUGCGACUGGCCUCGCAGGGAGAAGGCAUGCGACUGGCCUCGCUGGGAGGAGGCAUGCGACUGGCCUCGCUGGGAGAAGGCAUGCGACUGGCCUCGCAGGGAGGAGGCGUGCGACUGGCCUCGCAGGGAGGAGGCGUGCGACUGGCCUCGCUGGGAGGAGGAGUGCGACUGGCCUCGCUGGGAGGAGGCGUGCGACUGGCCUCGCAGGGAGAAGGCGUGCGACUGGCCUCGCUGGGAGGAGGCUUGCGACUGGCCUCGCUGGGAGGAGGCGUGCGACUGGCCUCGCUGGGAGAAGGCGUGCGACUGGCCUCGCUGGGAGGAGGCGAGCGACUGGCCUCGCUGGGAGGAGGCGUGCGACUGGCCUCGCUGGGAGAAGGCAUGCCACUGGCCUCGCAGGGAGAAGGCAUGAGACUGGCCUCGCUGGGAGGAGGCGUGCGACUGGCCUCGCUGGGAGGAGGAGUGCGACUGGCCUCGCAGGGAGGAGGCGUGCGACUGGCCUCGCUGGGAGAAGGCGUGCGACUGGCCUCGCAGGGAGAAGGCGUGCGACUGGCCUCGCUGGGAGGAGGCGUGCGACUGGCCUCGCAGGGAGGAGGCGUGCGACUGGCCUCGCUGGGAGAAGGCGAGCGACUGGCCUCGCUGGGAGAAGGCGUGCGACUGGCCUCGCUGGGAGGAGGCGUGCGACUGGCCUCGCAGGGAGGAGGCGUGCGACUGGCCUCGCUGGGAGAAGGCAUGCCACUGGCCUCGCAGGGAGAAGGCGUGCGACUGGCCUCGCUGGGAGGAGGCGUGCGACUGGCCUCGCAGGGAGGAGGCGUGCGACUGGCCUCGCUGGGAGAAGGCGUGCUAGCUAGCUGUGGGCUGUCUGUACUCGUAGGGGCGCCCACUUACUUCAGCCAGUGUAAAUCUCCGUGUGGACGCUCUGCUUUCAGCUGA
Molecule: messenger RNA, 957 nt
Organism: Malaclemys terrapin pileata
Lineage: Eukaryota; Metazoa; Chordata; Testudines; Emydidae
Exons: 1
Coding region: 1-957 (318 amino acids)
Source: RefSeq, a predicted model, not a curated record